Messenger RNA from Alligator mississippiensis (American alligator), 2074 nucleotides. RefSeq names its product V-set and transmembrane domain containing 2B (gene VSTM2B). The transcript is spliced from 6 exons. Lineage: Eukaryota; Metazoa; Chordata; Crocodylia; Alligatoridae. The record is from RefSeq and is a predicted model, not a curated record. Bases 669 to 1454 code for a protein of 261 amino acids.
ACCGGAAAUCUGCCGUGCUCCGGAGCAGCUGAGCCGUGCCUGCCCGUCCUCCCCCCGCUCCCCGCGCUCGCGCCGCAGCCGAGCUCCGAGGCGGAGCGGCGCGGGGGCUGGAGCCGCCGGAGAAAAAGCCCUUUGGUGCCGUGCCCGGCCGGACUGCGCAGCCCGCGGGCGGCAGGAGGCGGCGGCGCCCCGGCCCCGGAGCCCCCCGACGGCAGCCGAGCGGGCGGAGCCGCCCCGGGUGCGGCGGGAGGAGGAGGAGGAGGCUGCCCCAGCCGGGACCGGGACCGGGCGCGCCGGUGUGAUGGGGCUCGGAGCGGAGCCCAGGAUCCUGCCCCUGUCCCUGGACAGCCCCGCGCCUGGCUCGGCGCAGGGAAGUUGAAUCCGGGGCGGGGGACAAGCGAGGCCAGGUCCGGGAUUGCACCUGCCGGCAGCGCGCGGCGUGGAUGGGACCUUCGCUGCCAGGCGCCCGUGGCCCCGGCAGGCGCCAGAGGGUAGCUCGGGGGCCGGGAAGGAGCCUGGCCCUGGCCCUGGCCCCGCGUCUCCCCUCGGCCAUGGGAGUGGAGAUCUCCUAGGCGGGCGCUGACCGCGCAGCACCGCGCCGCACCGCACCGCACCGCGCCGCGCCGACUUCUCUCCUCGCCCUUCACUCUGAAGCCGACAUAUAUGAAAUGGGAAAUCGGGGGCUGUUCGGCGCCCUUUGUUACCUGAUGUUCAAUGCACCCCUGCUCUUCGUUGCCGAUGCGACAUUCACCGAAGUUCCCAAAGAUGUGACUGUUAGGGAGGGAGACGAUAUUGAGAUGCCCUGCGCUUUUCGGGCCAGCGGAUCCACCUCUUACUCCUUGGAAAUCCAGUGGUGGUACCUUAAGGAGCCAGCCAGGGAGCUGGCUCACGAGCUGGCCAUCAGCGCCCCUGGCAGCAGGAGCAAGGUAACAAAUAAGGACGCAACUAAAAUCAGCACGGUGCGGGUGCAGGGCAACGACAUCUCGCACCGGCUGCGCCUGUCCCACGUGCGGCGGCAGGACGAGGGCGCGUACGAGUGCCGCGUGUCGGACUACAGCGACGACGAGACGCAGGAGCACAAAGCCCAGGCGCUGCUGCGCGUCCUGUCGCGCUUCGCGCCCCCCGACAUGCAGGCGGCCGAGGCCGUGUCGCACAUCCAGAGCAGCGGCCCGCGCCGCCACAGCCCCGGCGGCCGCGCCACCGCCGAGCCGGGCCCCGACAAGCGCCUGCUCCCGCCCCAGGGCCCGGGCGCCGCCGCCGCCUCCGCUCCGGCCGCCGCCUCCAGCACCGCCGCCACCGCGGCGGCCUCGUCGGCCUCGCCCCCGCCCGGCAAGGCGGCCAUCCUCCGGCAGCAGCACGGCUCAGGUACAGGACCUAUUUAUGCUACAGACCCACUCCUAUACAUGUUCCUGUUAAUACUGCAUAAGCUUAUACACUUAUUAGUAAACCACUGAUGGACUACUUUAUCCAAUAUUCCUCAGCCAAACAAAAAGGAACCUAUUUAAAAAGAAAACAAAUCCUUGAUAAAAACUACAGUUUUAAAGAUGGACAGAAAGAGACUGAAAAAGAAGCAUGGCAAACUCUACACGGGGGGUAAAAGCAUAUUUUUGGGGACAUUGAGCAAAGUAAACCACCUAAAAUAAUGCAUCUAGUUUCCAGAUUAUCUUGUGUGAAGCCCUGCUCUGUGCAUGGCACCUAUGAGUUCUCUAUUUUAAUGUAAUAUUUUUUUCUUUUCUAAACCUUCCCUCUGACUAUUCAUUUUGCACGAACUGUUGAGCAGUUAUCUUUAUGACACUAUGUAAAGAUGUUGGGUCAAAAUCCUUCUAAAGAAGGGAGAUAUUUUUAGUAGAUUCUUGUGUUUAGAUUUUUGGAUUUCCUUUUUUCUGUUUUUUAAUUAAAGUAAAUUAUUUCUUUUUGAGACAUUUUAAUUAAAAAGGCACAUCCUACCAUAAUUAAUAUUCACUGUCAAUAAUAUUUAUUUUUAAAUAAAGAUUGGAACAAGGUAAGACAUUUGUUUAUAAACUGUAUUGUAUAUUGCUGAAUAACAGUUGAAUAAAAAGAUUUUGAAAUAAUA